Hansenula ciferrii is the source of this 657-nucleotide messenger RNA. It is a transcript of the gene DAS2, whose product is annotated as putative uridine kinase DAS2. Bases 1 to 657 code for a protein of 218 amino acids. NCBI's taxonomy places the organism in Eukaryota, Fungi, Ascomycota, Saccharomycetes, Phaffomycetales, Wickerhamomycetaceae. The transcript has 2 exons. Gene Ontology annotation, molecular function: ATP binding; kinase activity. Gene Ontology annotation, cellular component: cytoplasm. The record is from RefSeq and is a predicted model, not a curated record.
AUGGGUAGUGAUUCAGUUAUUAUCCUUGUUGGUGGUGGACAUGCUGCAGGAAAAGUGAUUUGUGAAAGAAUAAAAUCAACAAUUUUAGAAAAUACAUCAACUUCAAUUCAAGUUGAAUCAUUAGAUUUGGAUACAUAUGUACAAACUGGGAAAGAAUUAGACGAAAAUUCUAAAGGAGCUGCUAAAUAUAGAUUUGAUGAUGUCUUAGAUGAUUUAGAACAAAUUGAAUUAAAAUCUAAUUCAAAGAAAUUGAUUUUAAUAUAUGGAUUAUAUUCAUUAUAUAAUAAAGAAUUAAGAAAUUUAGCUACAAUGAAAUUAUUUAUUGAUUGUGAUGCUGAUACAAGAUUAUCAAGAUGGAUUUCUGAAGAUGUAUUACAAAAAAAAAAUCCAUUAGGUGAUUUAUUAGAACAUUAUAUAAAUACUGCAAGACCUGAAUUUAAUGAAUUUAUUUUCCCAACUAAAGAAUUUGCUGAUGUUAUAUUACCAAGUGAUCAAGAAACAAAUGGGAUUUCAUUAAUUUGUGAUGGUAUUUUACCAUUAUUUAAUAAAUCAUCCAAUGUUAAAGCAUUAUAUCCAAGAUCUGCUUUAGAUUCAAAUGAUCCUUUAAGUACUUUACAAGUUGGUGAAGAUACUCAACAAUAUUAUGAUUUAUCAUAA